Messenger RNA from Saprolegnia diclina VS20, 620 nucleotides. RefSeq lists its product as hypothetical. Lineage: Eukaryota; Oomycota; Saprolegniomycetes; Saprolegniales; Saprolegniaceae. The record is from RefSeq and is a predicted model, not a curated record. Gene Ontology annotation, molecular function: flavin adenine dinucleotide binding; flavin-dependent sulfhydryl oxidase activity. The transcript has 3 exons. The coding region runs from base 84 to 575 and encodes 163 amino acids. Gene Ontology annotation, cellular component: mitochondrion.
CGGAAUCUGGGCCGGAUUUGAUUGGCCACUUUUUGGCCAAUCCAAGCACGGCAGUCACAUUUCCCAAUUCGAAUUCGAGAAGCAUGAGCCAGCCAAGCAAGAACCCGGCCGACUGCGCCGAGCCCGUGUGCCACUCCAAGGCCGACCUCUUCCGCUCCAACGUGCUCUUCGGCGCCAAGGCCAAGGCGGCGCCGGCCGACGACUGCCCGCUGGACCGCGAAGAAGUGGGUCGCGCGACGUGGGGCAUGCUGCACACGAUGGCCGCAUACUACCCCGAGACGCCGUCGGAUGCGAUGAAACAGCACGCGACCAACUUUAUCCAGGCGCUUGGGCAGCUCUACCCAUGCAAGUACUGCGCGACGGACUUUGCCGAGAACAUUGUCGCGAGCCCGCCCAAAGUUGACUCGCGCGUCGACUUGUCUCUCUGGCUCUGCGAGCAGCACAACAUUGUGUCCAAGAAGCUGCAAAAGAAGCUAUUCCAAUGCACCAUCGCCGCCCUUGACAAGCGAUGGAAGGUCGGUGCGCCGUCCUGCUACGGCAAGGACGAACCCAAAGCGGCCAAGCUCGACCACUAAUACACCAAUUUCCGCCUUCUCCAAAUCCGUACUUCUCGUCAGUCG